Colletes gigas is the source of this 1700-nucleotide messenger RNA. RefSeq names its product ataxin-10. Gene Ontology annotation, biological process: neuron projection development. The record is from RefSeq and is a predicted model, not a curated record. Bases 84 to 1700 code for a protein of 538 amino acids. Gene Ontology annotation, cellular component: cytosol. NCBI's taxonomy places the organism in Eukaryota, Metazoa, Arthropoda, Insecta, Hymenoptera, Colletidae. The transcript has 6 exons.
AUAUACGUGUACAAAUUACGUACAAUUUUUGUUAAAUAGUAAAAACCUUUACGUAUUAUCUAUUUUUAAUCGAUAAUAACACGAUGAAUAUUACAGCUACUAAUUUACUCCUAGAAUUUGAAACAGCUUUCUCUCAACAAAAUUGGAAUAAAUUAUUAAGUCUUCUUAACCCUACACUAUUCAGACCUCAUGAAACAAAGGAGUCAAUUACAUUUUCAACCCUAGCAAAAGUAGCACAAAUUCUUACAACAGAGGAUCCUGUUAUUCCAGCAAAUAUAAAAGUUGCAUGCUUAAAAUGUUUAGGGAAUUCUUGCUUUAUUCGUUACAUAGACAAGGAAUAUAUUCCAACAAAUAUUGAACAUGGAAUAUAUUGUCAGAAAUUAUAUUCUACUCUAGCUACAAAUAAUGCAAAUUUAAGGGAGGUUUCUGAUUCAUAUGCACUUGUCUCUCAUUUUCCUUAUGAUGGUGUCAUCGAAUGGACAUUAAAUUAUAUUAUAUUAUGUAAAAAUAACGAAGAUCUAUCAGAUGAGGAGUUAGAAAUACUCAGAUUAAGUGUUCAGUUUUUAUGUAAUUUAUUUUCAUUUGGAUAUGAAGAUAAUAGUUUUUCGGAUCAGCCUAACACACCAAAAUGUUUAUAUGAUGCAAAUUUCAAAACUGCAAUAAUAAAUCUAUUGCAUUCCAAACAUGUUCCACUUGUUAGAGUAUCUUGUGCAUUUAUCCAUAAUAUUUUGAAAAAAUUUGAAGGAAAAAAUUUCACAGAACCAGAGAAGAUACAUCUAUGUUCUAAACUUUUAAAACCAGUUAAGGAAGGUUUUGAAAGUGCAAAGGAAGCUCUGAUGUUUUUAUUAUGCCAAUCAAAUGUAUUAGAAAAUGCAUACAGUGAUAUGGACAUCAAAGACAAAUUAUAUUUAUUGGAGAUGAUUUACACAGAAAUCUCAGAGGCCGUAUACAAAUCUAAAAGUGAAAAUGUAUUUACACAAGACACUAUAGAGUUCCUAUCAAAAAGGUUUUGCAAAAGGAGUGACUUAAUAUUGAAAACAGCAGACACAUAUUUGGAUGAAAUAGAACCAACAGAAAUCAUAAUUCUUCUCGAUAUCCUAGGCACAUUAACUUCUGCUUCAUCCAAAGAAUAUCAUUUUCCAAAGAAUCACAAAAGCUUACUCAUCAAUUGCACUAAUCUUUUGAUAUCUAUACAAAUGAUUGGGAAAGAAUCAAACAAUUACUUUACACCAAUGCAAAAGUUAAGUGACUUAGUACCAGUAUCACAAAGAAUAACUGAAGAGGAUGAAUCAAAAGUGAAUGUUGCUGCAACCAAAGGGAAUGAGAAAGAAGUUAACUCAGAGAGAAAUGACCUUUACAGCCACCCUGCAUUUGGUUUUAAAGCUGGAUUGAUCAGAGUUAUUGGUAAUAUAUCGUACAAAAACGAAGAGUGCCAAGACCUGCUCCGUGAAAUGGACGCCAUACCUCUGCUUCUGGACUGCUGCAAUAUAGACGCGAGGAAUCCGCUUAUAAUGCAAUGGACGAUCCUGGCUCUGCGGAAUUUAUGCGAGAAUAAUACCAGGAAUCAAGAGAUCAUACGGAAUUGCACGAGGACCGGAGUCGUGGAGAGCAGCGUGCUGCGGGAAAUGGGAAUGACGUUGCACGAGGACGAGGAAGGAAAGAAAAUUGGUAUCGUACCCUUGACUCCAAAUAAAAAUUAA